UGACGGCCGUGCCGACAUAGUGUAGAAGACUUCCGUCUGUUCUCACUGAUAGACGACCUCCAGCUCAGUUGAAUCUUGCUUUACUGCCAUUCGAUGUCGGCCCGGAGGUGUAGUGGUGUGAUGAUGCGCAGGAAGAGCAGUGAGGGUCUGCUAGACACCGCUGACGACCUGGCCGAGAAGCUCGACUGUCUCGGCGAUAUUUUGGAAGAGAUCGACCAUAAAUAUAACGAGGCUGUUGAAGUAGAAUGUGCACAGGAAGCAGAGAGCGGCACUAACGUUCGUCUGUACAGAAGAUUGAAAGACGGUCUCGAGUCGGCGAGGACGCUGAUUGGCUGUCUAAGGCGGGAAAAAUGGCGACUGAACAGGCGGCGAAUGAGUGUUGAGCUGAGGCUUGAUGAAAUGGAGGAUUACAAGACCCAUAUCAAGAAAGAUAUGAUUUCUUUGCAGUCAAGUCUGAAUGACACAGUAGAUGUUUUGAGCUUGCGCAUUGUUCAGCUUGAGAAUGACUUAGUUGAACAACAGGAAGUUCAAGAGGAACUUGAAGCAGAGAGAGCUGAUCUUCAGAACCAAGUGAUCAGACUCGAGCUCAAAUGCAAAGAUCUGGAAGAAGACAAAAACAUUUUUCAGGACGAAAUCAGGUCAAUAAAAAGGCAGCGAUCUAAUGCAUCACUUCAACUGGAAAAUGACGAACUGCUGUCCGACAUUGAGGUGUUACGGGAGGAAAAUAAAAACCUAAAAGAAAUGAUCCGCGCCUUAGAGGACGCUAAUAACCCCAAAAAUCAAGAUGGCGGAUCAGAUGUGCACGGUUACAAAAAUUUACAAAACAUUGAGAACAAUAACAAUAAAAUACCCCUGAAAGUAUUUGGUUCCUUCUUAAUCAACGAACAAAGUGAAUCUACGAAUCUGUGAUAUGUGAGUAGUGAACAGUUUCGCGUGUGUUCGAAGUGUGAACUCAGUCAUCCGGUUCAUAAUUUCGAGCAUUCUCAACAGAAUUCUCUGCAAACACUACAGGUGAAAAUUCCCAGGGAAUACGUGGAAAGACAAAUCCCUACAUAUCAUCGUGUCCAAUAUUUGGAUGAAUUUUUUCAUGGUUUCAUUAUGCACUGUUAAUAUGGCACCAAACUAAGACAAAUAUAGCUGCUAAACCACACAGGAAACCAGCAUUCUAUUGUACAGAUUCAGUUUUGGAAAUCUACAAUAUAUAUAUAAGUAGAUAUUCACCCCGUAGAAAAUUCACUCAAUUAAACAUUGCACAAUCGUCUUUCUUUAACAAUGUUUGAAUCUGAUGUGAUUAGUGUUGGUUAUCGGUAUAACAUUUGACUAGUCAUUUUAGAUGAUUAUUUGUAUGAAAUAAAUAUUUUUUAUUGAAUGAAAUAGUCCUGAAAUCUCA
Saccostrea echinata is the source of this 1390-nucleotide messenger RNA. RefSeq names its product coiled-coil domain-containing protein 6-like. Lineage: Eukaryota; Metazoa; Mollusca; Bivalvia; Ostreida; Ostreidae. The transcript is spliced from 5 exons. The coding region runs from base 94 to 909 and encodes 271 amino acids. The record is from RefSeq and is a predicted model, not a curated record.